Anastrepha ludens (Mexican fruit fly) is the source of this 1147-nucleotide messenger RNA. Its product is annotated as piggyBac transposable element-derived protein 3-like. The record is from RefSeq and is a predicted model, not a curated record. The coding region runs from base 521 to 1147 and encodes 208 amino acids. NCBI's taxonomy places the organism in Eukaryota, Metazoa, Arthropoda, Insecta, Diptera, Tephritidae. The transcript is spliced from 3 exons.
UUCUUUUCAUGGUUUAGUUUGCAAUAAGCUCUCUGUUUGACAAAAUCUAAGUUAUCACGGAAAAAGUUCAGUGUUGUAAUAUUCAUAAUACAUAUAAUUUGUAUACUUUAUACCAAAAAAACGAAAAAAGUUGUGGAAAAGUGCAUUUCGGUAGGUUUAAAUUCUAGUGUACUCGCAUGGGUACAGUGGGAACAUUCAUAUAUAUUUUGUGUGCAUAUUUCAUGUAGAUUUGGUAAUGGAUGUAAAAAAAUUUUACGGAAAGAGGUUUCAUAACCUUUCUGCGGCCACCGACUAUAUUGAAUCAAGCGACCGUAGUCACUUCGACUUCGCUAUUAUACCGCCAAAUACCCACUGUGACACAGAUGAGGAGGACAUUGAAGAGGAUAAUAUAUUGCGUGAUGAUAUUCCAACCUUGGAAUCGUAUUUUUCGAUUCUUCUUUACGUCAUAUGACCUUCUUAGAAUUUUGAAAGAACAAGGAUUUAAGGCUACUGGGACUGUUCGUGAACGGCGGACCAAAAAAUGUCCUCUGAAAACGAACAAAGAACUACAAAAGAAGCAACGGUCUCCCCGUUUGAUUUUAUGUUUUCUGACUCAGGAAUACUUUUUGUGACGUGGAAUGACAAUAGCGUUGUGACAGUGGGAACAAACUAUGAUAGAAUUGCACCUUUACAUACCGUCAAACGAUGGUCAAGACAAGAGAGGCGCAAGGUGAAUGCCCAGCAGCCGAAGUUGAUAGCGGAAUACAACUCAGGAAUGGGAGGAGUUGACCUCCACGACCAAGCUUUGAAUACUUACAAUAUAAAGUUUAGAGGAAAGAAAUGGUGGUGGCCUCUUUUCUCCACAAUGAUAAGCUCGUGCGUAGUAAACGCAUGGAAGCUUUAUAAAAUGGCAAGUAAGAGUCAAUGCGACUUGUUGCAAUACCAACGUGAAAUUGUGCGAUUUUAUUUACGCAAUUAUAAUAUCCGGGACAUAUCUUCAAAACGAUCGACAACGGCAUCAAUAGCUGGUUCCUCAUAUAACCAUUUUCCCAAAAGGAUAUCGAAUCAGCUGAGGUGCAGGGAGUGUCACCAAAGAAUUCGAUGGAUUUGCGAGUUAUGCAAUCAUGGCUACUAUCGCACUCCAUGUGUGUGUGAUCGGGUACCAUAA